Messenger RNA from Phyllotreta striolata, 4574 nucleotides. The record is from the annotation of a GenBank genome assembly. NCBI's taxonomy places the organism in Eukaryota, Metazoa, Arthropoda, Insecta, Coleoptera, Chrysomelidae.
CGGGUCAUGAAAGCUGAAAGUGGUCAGUGUGGGCAAGUAAUGAGACCGGUGCGCACAAAAAAGGGUUGCUCGAACUUUCAUCCCGAUUGGCCUACAGACGUGUAGCAUGUUAUUACUUCGAAUUUUUUAAAUAAUCUCAAAUGAACGUUUUGUUUUAAAUAAUGUGGAAUGGUUGAAGUUUGCGAUCGGAUUGAGUAUUGGUAAUGAUAUUUUUAGAGUGGCGUGUGAAAAACCGGCGGGCUGCACUUUUCCGUCGUAUUAUGCGCUGGCUGCUCCUCGUGUGCGGCCCUCUUCUCGUUGUCGCCGCGCCACGUUUCGAUCCCACCGCCCUCCUCAGGGACGUGCUAGUGCCCGCCGACGCCGCCGUCGGCUCCGUCGUCUACAGGCUGAGGGCCAGCGACCCCACCUUCGACUAUCCCCUCGUCUUCGCCGUCAUCGGACGGUCUAGCAUCGUCGACGUCGAAAGCUUGAAUUGCAGCAGGUUCAAUUCGGUAUGUCAAGCCAACGUGGUGCUGAAAAGGCGCUUGGAACCCGGUCGAAUUUACGAUUUCACAGUAGAAGCGAGGAGCCAAAGGAACGAGUAUUCCACGCUGAAUUGUUCGAUUCGUGCCACAAACGCCACAACGCCUUUGGAGAAGAUAUUUCCCGGAGCUCCCAGUUUGUUGUCAGUGUCGGAGGCUUCAAGAAGGAAUACAGAACUAGGCACGAUCCUUGCGAAAGGCAAUCCGCAGAGUCCUAGAGCAGUGCUAUUAGAGUUAUGGGGCUCCCGAGAAUUCGGUUUGCACCAGAAAUUGGUAACAGAUCGGGACGCCGAAGGGACGGUCUUGUUGCUGAGCUCUUUGGAUUACGAGAAAAAGACUGUCCAUCAUCUCACUAUUUUAGCCAAUGACCCAUGGACCAACAUGGAGGAAGAUACGAGGAACAUAGCGAGCUGGCCUCUUCUGGUUGCCGUCCUGGACGAGCAGGACACUCCUCCGGUGUUCAAGCUGGCCCCUCCGACGACAACAUUGAGCGCCAGCCUGAACCCGGGCGAUUUGAUCCUGCGCGUCCAGGCGGAGGACGGCGACAGGGGGAAUCCCCGCGAGAUCCGGUACGGCCUGGUGCCCGAGAAGAAUCCCUUCGUGGCGUUUUUCAACAUGGACGAGACGACCGGUGAACUUCGCCUAGCUCGCCCUCUAUCGCAAAUUCUUUCGAUUUCUCACACCGGCCAACCGAUUCUCCUAACCGUAGUCGCCGAGGAGGUUCGAUCGGAUCCAGCAGAAGCUCCUGCUCUAUCUACUACCGUCCAAUUGGCUCUAAUUCCACCAGGAAUCACAGCCGGCCAGCCCACUUUCGGGGCUAUAGAAUACAACGCCCUGCUGGACGAAAACUCCCCUCCAGGAACAGUCCUGGAUCUUCCACAAGCCGAAAUCAACAUCCAACCAGGCGAUGUUGUUACACUGGACCUGGAGAACAACAAUGGCACCUUCGAAAUAACCCCGAAAGUAGUCGAGGGCAAAACUAAAUUCCAAGUGCUAGUAAGAAACUCCACGUACCUAGAUUACGACGCUAGACAAUCAGUAGAAUGCUACAUAGUCGCUGUGGAGCACGGCGCCGGGAACUACACGGCCCGCGCCAAACUAACAGUCCUCCUGAACGACGUCAACGACAAUCCCCCCAAGUUCACCGAAGAAGAGUACCGCGGGAAGGUCCAGGAGCACGCCAAGAUCGGUACGCACGUGCUCCUGGUUGAAGCAGAGGACGCCGACCAAAAACCGAGCAGUAGAAUUAAAUACACAGGACUAAAAGGCGAAGGCAGCGAGCUGUUCCGUUUGGACGGCGAUACCGGCCUGAUAACUGUAGCUGACUCCACCAAAUUAGACGCCGAGGCCAUUCCUGCGGUAACGCUAACAGUAGAAGCAGCUGACGAGAACGGCAACGGUUUGAAGACCAACAGCACCGUGAUAAUCAAACUCAUCGACGUCAACGACAAUCCCCCGGUGUUCCAAAAGGACGUGUACGAGUUUAUUUUAAAGCAAGACCGCACCGGCUUCACCACGCAAGCCGUUAUAACAGCCCUAGACAAAGACGCCACUGCUCCGAACAACGAGGUGCAUUACGAGAUCAUCAAUCUGCCGGACAAUCUCUACAUCGACGAGACGUCCGGCGAAAUCCUGGUUACGAAAACUUGGGAGAAUACGGAGGUGGUAGCGCUGAGAGCGAGGGCUUGGGACGGGGGCGUUCCCCGGCUGUAUAACGAAUGCGAGGUCAGGAUUUACCCGCCGGAAGGUCAGACGAGGAAGAUGAAGUUCAUUUUUCCGGGAUUAAAUCCGGAUCGAAGGGACGUGGAGGAGACCCUGCGCACGAUAACCGGAGGGGCGAAGGUUCACGUUGAUAGGAUAGGGCCGUACCGCGGCCACGAACCGGGCGCUACCUACGUCGCUAUAGAUGAAGAUAACGAAAGGAGCGUGGUCGAAGCGACGGUGACCUUCUCGAACGGCUCUCUGGUCGAUUUAAGCGAAAUAAAUAAAAUAAUCAACCAACGAAUAGAGAAAUUUAAAGAAACCCGCUUGAAGGAGCGAGAAAUUAUAAGGAUCAAAGAGAGCAGCGGCGGCAGUUUGCUGUGGCUGCUCAUCCUUUUUUUCGUUUUCCUCCUACUGGCCGCCAUAGCUCUGAUCCUUUGCUGCCUUUGUAAGCAGUGCCCGCUCUACCACGCCACCUUCUACAAGAAGAAAAAGCAAACCCCGGUCAUCGAGAAGAUGGAAAGGGUCCACGUAAUCGGCACGGGCGAGGGCAAGGACAACAAAUCGGUGCAAGUAGCCGAGUGGUUCGGAAGGAAAGAGGCCUGGACGCCCGACCAUGGAGUGGACGUGGAUGUGGACUCGAUGAGGCGGCACGAAGUAGACAGAGGCUCCGAUCGCGACGGUAUGAAAAGAACCAUCCACCGGCAGAGCGACGCCCAAACCGAGCCUUUCAGAGAUCCAUUCUACAUCCGAGAAGGCAACGCUGAUAUACUCAGAUUAAUCACCAGAGGCGGCGACUCCCAAAGAGCGCCCCAUUUGCUAAGCGACCAGCAAUACAUGACCGACAGUGGGAAAGAUAUACUAAUGCGUAGAUUCAUCGAGCAACAACAAGCCGAAGCCAGAUCUCAGGUGCUGCUACCCAACGCGGUGCGCGCCCACAGCGAGCACGAGCUGCUGGAAGCGUCGCUGCGCCAGCAGAACGCCCUGCUGCGGCAGAUCCUGCUGGACCGCGAGCGCGACCUGCGGCUGGAGACGCAGUCGCUGCCGGCCGGCACGCAGACCGACCAGGACGCCGGCACGCAGACGGAGCCGCAGUACCUGCGGCCGCCGCGCCGGGAGGUGCGCUCCGAUCACGACCGGAGCGACUACAGCGAAGAGGACGACGAAAUCGCCAUCGUCAAAGCCAGGGCGAAGCGGAGGAACGGCCGGAAGGCGCACAUCAGGCGGAAAAUCAAGACUCCCAUACAGGAGGAGAAUGAACUAGAGAUCGUCGAGAAGCCUCAGCACGAAAACCAGCAGAUAUACAGGCAAACUAGAACGAGCGAAAUGAGGCAAAAACGAGCCGCCAGCGACACUAAAUCGUACCGAUCGCAAUCUUCCAAAUCUAGCCUAAGAAAAGACGUGUUAGAAGAGAUUUCAGCUUCGAUAGAAAACAGCAACGAGAGCGAAAGCGGCGAGAAGUCGGCUGGAAAACCCGGCGAAAAGGACGCGAAGUAUUACAAAAGAAGAGAGCUGUUCUCCGACGACAGCCUGGACGUGUCUCCUCGUUCCGACGAAAGAAGCGGCGAUUCCUACAAGCAAAAAUUCCACUCGGAGACCGAUUUGAGGAUGAUAUCUUCGCGGAGAUCCUCGGAGCGAUCGAAUAAGAUCAAGCUGAAAUCGCAGAGUCAUCUGGAUUUGAGCCAGAUAGGCGAUAAGAAGAAGAACAAGAAGCCCGUUAAGAACGGCGUGCCGCGCUACAUGGACUGGUACAAGAAGUCGGAGAGCACUAAGAAGGAUAGCAAAGUUCCCGAAGAAAUUCAUAAAACUGCCAGCAAAAAGGACUCCAAAAACACCAAGCGUCCAGUCAAUUCGAGGUUGUUGAUGGAAACCGAAUCCAGCUCGAGGAAGAAAGUUGAUAAUAAGAAGCCUACGUUCGGGCCGGAUCAUCCGUUGCUGCAGCAUUCGGAGUAUAGAUAUGAAGCUUCUUAUCCUAAUCAGCAAAAUUUGAAUAAUGCGAAAAAACCGGACGAGGACAACGAUUCUGGGAUAGCCCUGACCAAGCCGCCUAUAGCUCAAAAAAAGAGCGUGUUCACUAUAGCUUACGAUGAAAUGCAUACGAAUCAGUUAAGAGCAGACAGCGCUUCUUCCCCUUAGUAUCGAUUUGAGACAAAACCCCGUACGAUUCCACUUCUUGCAAAACGCUAAUUUUAUUAUUGUCCUGUUUGCUCUAAAUGGUUAUCAUCAAGAUGUAUUUUUAUACUAAAUCUAUGUCAUUUAUUCUGUAAAUAAUUAGUUCAUUGAACCUUUGAUAAAAUUAUAUAACGUCUUUUAUAUAUUAACAAUGUGCAAAAAAGAUUGUAAGUAACAAGC